AUGUUCACAUGCCAAACACUUUUGGCCUGUGACACCGCCUCCGGACUUCCUCCGUCGCCUCCACCGCCGUCGCCACCGCAAGGCUGCUCGAGCACUCGCUCCUCUCGAAGUUCGCCCAGUGGACAGUCACAACAGCCGUCUUCACCCACGGGCAGUCCUCCGUCCCCCUCAUCACCGGUAAUGUCAUCGCCAGCGUCCCCUCCCGAUAAGGAGACACUGAGGCUCCUGCUCCCCCUCCGAUACGAUGGAAAAACCAUCAUUGAGUGCGACCGGUUCCUAUCCCAACUCCGCAUAUACUGGCUGGUCAAUACGUCAUUGGCUACCAUCGAGCUCAAGGUACAGGUCGCUUUGAGCCUCCUUGACGGCGACGCUCGCACCUGGGCUACCCCCUUCUUCGCCCAGCUCGUAUCGGUACAGUUAGGUACCCAAGGAGUCACGACCCCCUUCGCAAACGAGGCAGCCUUUGCCACCGCGCUCAAGGCCCGCUUCGGCAAUCUCGACGACGAAGCUGCAGCACAGGUAGAGCUGGCCAAACUCUGUGCUGACAAAUCAGUAUGCGAAAAAUGCACUGCUGCGGAGUUCUCCGCACUAUUCAAGGGUCCGGCGGACCGCCCCGGGUAUGGAGACCUGGAACUCCGCGACAAGUACCUGAGCGGCAUCCCCUCUCGCGUGUACCGCAAAAUCGAGCUUGAGACGUUUACACAUGGGAAGAUGCUGACAACUCGAGGAGGUGGACAAGGUGGAGCGUGCGGUGGUGCACCCCAAUCGCACGGAGCUUUGGCCAGCAUCAACGCAGCCGUCGGAAAAGGAGACUUCCCUGGCAGUUGCUUUGGCUACGGGAAGCAAGGGUACCGUCGCUUCGAGUGCCCCAACUGUAAGGACAAACCUUACACCAAGCGUGCUGAUGCAUGGGCUACGGUUGCCUCGGGUUCUACCCAGGCCGCAACAAGCACCCCUGUCACGACAUCACCCUCGGCAAGUACAAGUGCCGCUUCAGCGAGUCCAGAGAAAUCUGAGAUGCUGGCGGCCUUAAUGGCACAGGUGAAGUCGAUGCGCGAGGAGUUGGAGCACUAUCAGGCGAUGAAGGAGGAGUCUUUUUGA
Postia placenta MAD-698-R-SB12 is the source of this 1101-nucleotide messenger RNA. RefSeq lists its product as hypothetical. The transcript is spliced from 2 exons. Lineage: Eukaryota; Fungi; Basidiomycota; Agaricomycetes; Polyporales; Adustoporiaceae. The coding region runs from base 1 to 1101 and encodes 366 amino acids. The record is from RefSeq and is a predicted model, not a curated record.